Messenger RNA from Condylostylus longicornis, 2223 nucleotides. RefSeq names its product protein disulfide-isomerase A5. The transcript has 3 exons. Lineage: Eukaryota; Metazoa; Arthropoda; Insecta; Diptera; Dolichopodidae. Gene Ontology annotation, molecular function: protein disulfide isomerase activity. Gene Ontology annotation, biological process: protein folding. Gene Ontology annotation, cellular component: endoplasmic reticulum. The record is from RefSeq and is a predicted model, not a curated record. Bases 112 to 2004 code for a protein of 630 amino acids.
AGUAAUAAACAAAACCGGCAUGAAGUAGAAGGAUUAGAAUUUGUUUAUUUUAAUGAUUUAUUUAGCAUUUCUUGUUGUACAAAUUGAAACAACAAAAGAUAGUUUUUAAUAAUGCAGGAAUUUAAAAACAUAUUAACAAUUUGUUUGAUUUUUAUGAUUUCUAUACAAAGUGUGUUAACAAAACUUAGCCAAAAUGUUGUAAUAGAUAAUGUAAAUGAUAUUAAAGAACUAAAAAAAAUUUUUAGAACCAAAACAAAUGUGCUGGUAAUGUUUGUCGAAAAUACUAAAGAUGUCAACAUAAAAGUGUUCAAAGAAGCUGCAGAAAUUGUUAAAGGUGUUGGUACUAUGGUGUUAAUUGAUUGUUCAAAUAAUGAAAAGAAGAAAAUAUGUAAAAAGCUAAAAGUUCAACCUUCGCCGCAUAUAUUAAAACAUUAUAAGGACGGAGACUUUCACAAAGAUUAUGAUAGACAAAUGCAAGUUUCAAGUAUGGUUAAUUUUAUGAGGGAUCCAUCUGGAGAUUUACCUUGGGAAGAAGAUCCAAAAGGAGCGGAUGUUUUACAUAUCGCUGAUAUUAAUCAAUUAAAUAAAAUUUUAAAAAAAGAGCAUAAACCAAUGCUUAUAAUGUUUUAUGCUCCUUGGUGUGGAUUUUGUAAAAAAUUAAAACCAGAUUACGGUGAAGCCGCAAGUGAACUAAAAGGGAAGUAUGUUAUUGCAGCAAUGGAUGUAGAUAGACCUGAAAACACACCUGCUAGACGUCUAUAUAAUAUUACCGGUUUUCCAACAUUGCUUUAUUUUGAAAAUGGAAAAAUGAAAUAUUCUUAUGAAGGAGAAAACAAUAAAGCUGGUUUGAUAAGCUUUAUGGAAAAUCCUACAGCACCACCGAUUGCCAAACCAAAAGAAGAUGAUUGGUCAGUUGAUCCAACUUCUGAAAUUGUCCAUUUGACAACAACUGGUUUUGAACCAGCUCUAAAGGAUGAAAAGUCUGUUUUAGUAAUGUUUCACGCUCCUUGGUGUGGACAUUGCAAGCGUAUGAAACCCGAAUAUGAAAAGGCUGCUGUGCAAAUGCGAAACGAAAAAAUACCUGGUAUUUUAGCAGCUUUAGAUGCAACAAAAGAAACGGCAAUAGCUCAAAAAUAUGGAGUAAAAGGAUAUCCAACCGUGAAAUAUUUUGUAAACGGAGAAUUCAAGUUUGAUGUCAACAUUCGCGAUGCCGAAAAGAUAGUUAAUUUUAUGAAAGAUCCUAAAGAACCUCCUCCACCCCCGCCCCCAGAGAAGUCUUGGGAUGAGGAAGAAUCUGAAGUGGAACAUCUAAAUGAAGAAACAUUCAAACCAUUCUUGAAAAAGAAAAAACACGCGCUUGUUAUAUUCUACGCGCCUUGGUGCGGUCAUUGCAAACGUGCAAAACCUGAAUUUACGGCAGCAGCUGAAACUUUUAAAGAAGACCCAAGAGUUGCUUUCGCAGCAGUUGAUUGCACCAAACACUCAGCAAUUUGCUCUGCAUACGAAGUUCGUGGUUAUCCUAGUAUAAAAUAUUUCAGUUAUCUUAAGACUAAAAUUGAUUAUACAGGAGGACGUACUGAAAAAGAUUUUGUGAAAUUUGUAAAGAAUCCUACCGAUGAAUCAGCUCAAAUAAAAGACCCAGAGCCAUUUGGUGAUUUCCCAGGUGCAGAAAAUAUAUUAUUUUUAAAUGACGAAAAUUUCGAUAGAGAAGCCAGUAAAAUAAAACGACUCUUGGUAAUGUUUUAUGCACCGUGGUGUGGUCAUUGCAAAAGUAUGAAGCCAGAUUAUGCAAAAGCUGCCAUUGACGCUAUUGGUGAUACGCGUUUAGGAGCAGUCGACUGUGAUGUUAAUAAAAAGUUAGUUGAACAACACAAAAUAAAAGGAUUCCCAACAAUUAUAUUAUUUGAGAAGGGAAAAUAUAUCAGUACUUAUGAUGGCCCAAGAAAAGCUAACGAUCUUUUAUCAUAUGUGAAAGGAACUAAAUUAAAAAAAGACGAAUUAUAGAUCAUUUUCAUGUAGGACAUUUUUUUAUUUUAAAUUUUGUCUUCCUUUCACCAUUCAUAAUUGAAUUUUUGUCUUUGACAAAGAAAACUUAAAACGACUAAGCAAUUUUUUUUUUAAUAAUUAGGGAAAUUGAAUGUAACACAAAUAUAUUUUUUCUAUUAAAGUUUAAAAUAUUAAUAUUAACAAAAACGAACUAUUUGUAUUAUCCAUUCCUACCAA